Messenger RNA from Chlamydomonas reinhardtii, 5643 nucleotides. RefSeq lists its product as uncharacterized. NCBI's taxonomy places the organism in Eukaryota, Viridiplantae, Chlorophyta, Chlorophyceae, Chlamydomonadales, Chlamydomonadaceae. Bases 178 to 3381 code for a protein of 1067 amino acids. The record is from RefSeq and is a predicted model, not a curated record. The transcript has 7 exons.
CCCAGAAACUUACUUGGCAGACGCGUUGCAUUUAAUCAUCACAGCGUUAGUAGAAAACAAAACCAAAGCCAGCGCGACGUGGCACAACGCGUAUGUGGUUUGAGUGACGUCGACAUUCCAACUCAUCUUGAGUAUAUUGCUACCAGAUUGGAGCUGAGAGGCCUCGCCGGUGGCCCAAUGGAGGGCCCACCGCGUCGUGUAGGGUCUUUGAGUUUGGCGGCCACACGGGUGGACGAUGUGGCGCAGCGGCUGCAGACCUCCGCCAAGGCGGAGGUCUUUGAGGUGCUGAAGGCCAUGGCGGGGCCGAGCGAGCUGAACGCGCUCCUGCGUUUGGAGCCCCUGGUCAACGAUAUUUGUUCGCAGCUUAGCGAUAGCUUCAAGCAGGCCGUCAACAAACGAUUGAUACCGGAAGCGUGCAAACUGCUGGGCGUCUCGCGGCCGGUCGCAGCGUCCAACGCAGCAUCGACGGGGACGUGGUCCGGGACCUCGCUCCUGGGCGCUGGACCGCUAGGGCUGCUCGGAUCGCACCAGCAGCAUGAGAACGACAUUCUCGCGCUCGGAUUCUCGCCGGGCACCGACCAGGGCACUGCAGCGGCGCUCGCGUCGGGGGGCCUCAGCGGCCUCGGCGCAGGCACAGGUAGCAGCGCCCCCGCCGCGCAGCCCAACGAGUCGCGCUUCUCCUUCGCCAUGAACGCCGACGCAUCGCAGCGCGGCGCGCAGGCCCAGCCCCAGCAGCCGGCACGGUUCGGCAACUACGGCGGCGCGUCACUUGGCGCCGGCGAGCCGCACUCGCUGCAGCAGCAGCAGCAGCAGCAGCAGCAGCAGGCGCCCGCCGCCGACCCCCUCAUGUUCCUGGGCCUGGGCGACGCCGCCGCCUCCCUGUCCACCUCCAACGGCCUGGUCGGCCCCACCGAGGCCUUCCUGCUGGGCAACCAGCUCGCAGCCGCAUGCGGCGGCGCGCCGCCGACCAGCAACGGCGCCGCCGCCGCCGCCUCGGCCGCCGCCGCCAGCGCCUCCCUGCGCGCCGGCUCGCUGCCCGGCCUGGGCAGCGCCUCGCUCUCGCGGACCAUGGGUCAGCUGUCGCUUGGCACUGGCGCCGCCGCCACGUCACCGCCGGCGGCCGGCGGCUCCUACGCGCCGCUGGGCUCGGUGCGGCCUGGAUCCUCGUUGGACCCCGGUCUGGCCACCCCGCCGCUGUCGCUCUCCGGAACCGAGCCGCUCCGCGGCCCGGGGGCCGGUGCUAGCAUAGGUGGCGGCUUGCCGUCUCCACUGCACGCCACUGCCCAGCAGGUGCAACAGCAACAGCAGCAGCAGCAGGCACAGGCGCAGGCGCAGCAGCAGGCACAGCAGCAGCAGGCACAGCAGCAGCAGCAGGCGCAACAGCAGGCGCAGCAGCAGUUGGCAGCGGCCGCCGCCGCCGCUUCGGCCCCAGCGCCAUUGUUCGGCGGCGCGCCUGGCCGGGGGCCGGGCCUGCAGCAGCAGCAGCCAGGCAAUGGCUACGGCGGCCUGUCGGCGGGCCAGCAGCAGCUGCUGCAGCACCAGCAGCAACAACACCAGCAACACCAGCAGCAGCUUGCGGCACUGCAGCAGCAGUACGCGCAGCACCAGCAGUACAUGCAGCACCAGCAGCAGGCGCAGCAACAGCAGGCACAGCAGCAGCAGGCACAGCAGCAGCUGCAGCUGCAGCUCCAGCAGCAACAGUACGGCAACCUGCAGUCACGCAGCACGGACGGCUUCGGCGGCGGUGCUGGCGGCCUGGGUGGCGGCUACGCACAGGCGCCGGACGGCUCCCGCGCCUCCCUUGAUGGCCGCCUGCAGCAGCAGCAGCAGCCCCCUUCCAUCUUCUCCUCGGAGCUGCAGCACCAGCUUCACCUGCAGCAGCAGCAGCAGCAGGCUGCGGCUGCGGCCGCAUACCAGCUGUCCGGCCUGCUGUCGGGUGGUCAUGACCUCACGCAGCAACAGCAGCAGCAGGUGGCAGGGCUCCUGCAGGGCUUGAGCGCAGCGGACGCGGGCGGAGGUGGAGGCGGCAUGCCGCAGCAGUUGCUGGGCCCGGGCGUGGCUGAGAGCCUCAGCGCGUACGGCGUUGGUGGCGGAGGCUCCAGCCUUGGGCUGCCGCCGCGCGGCGCUGGCUCACCUGCCAUGCUCAUGUCUUCAUCCCAGCAGACCCAGCAGCAGCAAAACCAGCAGCAGCAGAACCAGCAGACGCUGCUGGGCCCAGGCGUCAUCGGCGGCGGCCGCUCCAGCCGCAGCGGCGCCGCCAGCACCGGCUCUGCCGCCGCGGACAGCCGUGGCAGCUCCUUCUCAGCCGCGCACCCGCACGCCGCGGCACUGCAGGCCCAGCAGCAGCAGCAGGCCCAGCAGCAGCAGGCGCAGCAGCAGCAGCAGGCGCCGGCGCAUCAGGGCGCGCUGUCGAGCCGCGGCAGCGCGGGCGGCGGCACGCCGGUGCACAUGCAUCCCUCGCCGCCCGCCUCGGACGCCUCCGGCCCCGCCUCUUCCACCGCCUCAGGGCCCUAUGUGGGCGGCGGUGGCGGCGCAGGCUCCACCGGCGGCGGCAGCGCCGGCGGCGCGCCGCUGCGGGCGGCUCCGGGCACCGGCGCUGCAGCACCGGGCGCCGGAGCGCAGCUGUCCAUGGCUGCAAAGCUGCAGCAGCAGCAGCAGCAGCAGCAAGCACUCGCGGUGGCGCAGGCCAAGGCCGGCGCAGGCCGCGGCGUGGCUGUGCCGGCUCCUGCAGCGGCGUCGGCUGGCGGCGCCAAGUCGGCAGCCGGCACGCCGCCCAGCCCGGGCGGCGGCGGCAUGGCGGCGGCCGCGGCGGCGGCGGCGGCCAAGCCGCCGGCGGACAUGCCUGGCCGCUUCCGCUGCCUGCCGCCGGCAGUGCAGGCGCGCAUCCACACCCUCACGCGCGACAACCACGUUGUGCUGCUCAAGGACUUUGACGAGAAGGUGCUGAGCAAGAUGACGCUGCUGGUAGACAAGUUCGGCCCCGGCGAGUGCCUCGCCAUGCUGGACCGCAUUGAGGAGGUGCUCAAGGGCAAGGCGGGCCGCCUGGCCAACGGGCCCGGCUACCUGGACGUGUCGGUGUCCACCCGCCUGGACGAGCUCAAGCAGCGAGCCAGCGGCCAGGUGACGGCGCCCGAGGACUACGCGCGCUCCACGCUGCACAGCCGCAUCUACGCCGAGCUGCGCGACCUCAUCGGCCGCCACGGCUUCCUGCAGUGGCACCACUUUGACCAGGGCAUCAUCAACAUGCUGAAGAAGAUGCCCAACGCCACCGCACUGGAGCGGCUGAACGAGCUGGCCUACCACAGCUUCAAGAACGUGGAGAACCCCAAGUCCUGCAUCGUCUCCAUCUUCACCACCAAGCCCAAGUACGUCAAUGCUUGAGGGCCGCGGGCGGCGCAGAGGGGCGGCGGCGGCGGAGAACGGCCGCACGCCAGCACGCUCGUGGCGACGGCCGGUGCCGAACCAGGAGGAGGAGAGAGAAGGGAGGAGGAGGGGCAAGGGAGGAGACGACCAGUCGCAUCGGAGCCAUGGAGAUUCGGCGCGGUGAGGUGUGGGGAGUGAGGGAUGAGGAGCGGCGGCGGCUGCGAGAGCGGCACGGCCGGAGGAGGAGGGGCGGCCGCAGGUGGCUAGCCGCUGGGCUGCGGGUGCAACUGGGUGUUGACCCGUAACCGUUGGAGGAUGAGAGACCUCAUGUGGAGCUGGAGGAGGACAUGAGGAGGGGGAGGAGGAGGAGCAGGACCAAGCGUCGUGGUCAUUUCGUACCAGGCUGCUGUGCUGCACAGCAGCAGCUGGGCAUCGGAUGGCGAGCCCCGAACGGCAGGGCCCAUUUUAUCAUCGUUGCUUUGUACCGAUGCAUGGUGCAUGCGACUCAGCAUAGCUAGCCCGGCUGCCAUAAGUAAAUAAAAAAAGCAUGUGUGGAUUGUCAGGCAGUCAAGUAGGCGGACCGCAUCACGGGAGUAUGUUGCUCGCGCCGGCGCGGCGCACGGCUGUUGCCUGGAGUCGGUGCGUGCGUGAGGCGGCCCGCGGUGCAGCAUGCAGGCAGGUAGCAGGCGCUGCUGGCUGAUGGAGGCAGAGGGAGAAGCGCCAGGCAGGCAUUGUGAGUGGUUGGGAACUUGUGGUGGAAGAUGUGGUGAGUUGCGCGUGACCCGGAUAGGGCAGCGGUGGCUGAGGAGGCAGCGGCAAGCACACAAACUGAUGAGCUGAGCUAGUCGGAGAAACUGCUUCAUGGUGAUGGCACAUGCUGACGACGAUGUUUCUGCUGCUAGUCCUUGCACUUGCCUUGUGCUUGCUGGCUGGUUUUGCGAGCCUUGGGCUUGCGGUUGGACGCGGCUCCGCGGCGCCCAUGCGACAGAUGGGGCAACGCGACAGAUGGCGAUGGUGUGUGUGUGUGUGUGUGUGUGUGUGUGGUGUGUGUGGUGUGCGGACCUCGCGUCAGGGCGGCCCCUGUACCAUAUAUGCUCUGAGUCCUUGCUUUGUUUCGGAAUAGGAACAUGCCUGGCGUGCCACGCCCCAGGCAUUGCUCUAGGCAGGCAGCAACACGCCGCAUGGCUGGUGCUGAGAGCGAAAGGGGUCCUUUGCUUCUUUCCUUUCUUCUUAUAAUGCAUUGCCGUACGCAUGUGGUGCUGGGUGUUCGGCAACUUGUGCCGCGCUGACCGCAUCUUGUUAGUUGUUGAGGUCGAGGUGUGUGGGUUUGUAGGACAGCAGCAGGGCGUGGGUGCUUCGGCAUGCGAGUGGGUGUGCCGGCAUUGCGUUGCUUGAUGGCAUCACGCCUGCGGGCGCUGGAGAGAAUACAGGCGCGCCUGGGUGCACUGAGUAGCUCGCAGGCACCGCGCCACGUCGCCGCAAGAUCAGCGUAAGCGAGUGGUUUCAAUCCUCUGGGUGUUUGUUUGGCUGUGGGCUCGUGGAGAGUCCCAAUACAGUUUUGACUCGCGACAUUGCACACAUGGAGGUGUUAAAUUCUGGCAGUGGUGGAGGCGGGCGGGCCAAAACCCGCAACAAAUGCGACAAAAGAAUUAGGAGCUAGUCCUCUACUUGCCGUACUGCAAUUCUUCAUGUCUUUUGAUGGCGCUUUGCCACGUAAUGUCUUUUGGGCCUGUUGGCGGUGGAGUGGGGGUUGUGCUACAGCAUGCUGUGCAGCUGACUGCCAUGCGAAGUGGCGGUGGGGCCCUGUGAGUGCGGCCGAGCGAGUGAGUGGGGAUUGGGAUGGCGCGCACAGGAGCGCAGGAAGGUGCGCGGUGCGGGCGAGUGGAGUAGAUUCGGCAUUCUGGCACGCUGUUGUGGUAUGUUGGACUGCAAGCUCGCUGUUCGCGCACACCCUCCAGUAAAGUCAGGGCGGCGCCAUAACACGUGGUGGUGGUGCCGGCCCUGCAGGUGCUGAUGAGCACGCUUGGUACCGGUAGAUUAAGGGCCCUACUUGCUGGGCAGGCCUGAGAUUGGUUGGUGCACCGUGUUUUGUGGUUCAGUAGUAAGGUCUGUGAGUUGCUCUGAGGGGCAUAUGCCGUACUUGACGACCCCAUUGGGCAUGCCACGUAGGUGUGGCGCGUUUGCAUACGUGUUUGUGUGGGGGGCGCCCCGCCUGGUCCCGAGAUGCGAGGAGCACAAAUUCUUUUGGGAGGUCUCCUACUACUGUAAUCAUAACGCCAA